This is a messenger RNA of Sinocyclocheilus grahami, 4919 nucleotides long. RefSeq names its product protein tyrosine phosphatase receptor type T (gene ptprt). The coding region runs from base 287 to 4525 and encodes 1412 amino acids. Lineage: Eukaryota; Metazoa; Chordata; Actinopteri; Cypriniformes; Cyprinidae. Gene Ontology annotation, biological process: protein dephosphorylation. Gene Ontology annotation, cellular component: membrane. The transcript is spliced from 30 exons. The record is from RefSeq and is a predicted model, not a curated record. Gene Ontology annotation, molecular function: protein tyrosine phosphatase activity; protein binding.
UGCACCAGAAGAGCGUCUCCAGCGCACGCCGUAUGUGUGCACCAUUACUUCACCAGUAUUUCUGGCAGGCAGAUCUAGGGACCUGGGGGAUAUUGGAACCCUCUCCUCGUUCAUUCGCACCCACUCUCCUCCCCACACACCCUGUCGUAGCAGUACAGAAAGCCAACAGUCAGACAGCUGUCGACCUGCGGCUUGAGUCGCGGCGCUACAUCACCGAUGCCUCGAGAAUCCGUCAGCUCCCCCGCGCGCGGACGCACAGCGACUAUGUGAAGCAGUGACCGCGAGAAUGGACCAAAGGAACUACUUCGCCGUUCUGCUGCUUGUUUUUCAUCUUCAACUCACAUUUGGGGAGUUCUUUCCAGGCAGCUGUUCGUUUGAAGAGCACUACAGUAAUUGUGGCUACAGCGUGGCGUUGGGGACUAAUGGCUUCGCCUGGGAGCAAGUCAACACCUGGGAGAGACCCUCCAUGGACGCGGCCGUUCCCACAGGUUCCUUCAUGAUGGUGAAUGCUUCGGGUCGUGCAUCAGGGCAGAAGGCCCACCUGCUCCUGCCCACGCUAAAAGAGAACGACACCCACUGCAUAGACUUCCACUACUCCUUGUCCAGCCGGGAUGGGACGAGUCCCGGAACCCUCAAUGUCUAUAUAAAAGUGGACGGUGGGCCACAGGGGAAUCCCAUCUGGAAUGCCUCAGCACCCGUCACGGAAGGCUGGGUGAAGGCUGAACUCGCCAUCAGCACCUUUUGGCCCAACUCCUAUCAGGUUAUUUUCGAGGCAGUAUCUGUACAAGGGCAUCCAGGGUUCAUCGCAGUGGAUGAGAUACACGUUUUGGCCCACCCUUGCCGUAAGACACCACAUUUUCUGCGGCUGCAGAAUGUCGAGGUGAACGUGGGACAGAACGCCACCUUCCAGUGUAUUGCUGGAGGCAAAUGGUCACAACAUGACAAACUCUGGCUACAGCAAUGGAAUGGUAAAGACACAUCUCUCAUGGUAACCCGAGUGGUGAACCAUCGGCGCUUCUCCGCCACCGUUAGCGUAACGGAUACGUCACAGCGCAGCACCAGCCGUUACCGCUGCGUCAUUCGUUCUGAUGGAGGAUCUGGAGUGUCCAACUAUGCUGAACUCAGCGUCAAAGCGCCCCCCACACCAAUCGCUCCACCUGAGCUUCUCGCAGUUGGUGCCACCUACUUGUGGAUCAAACCAAAUGCCAACUCCAUCAUCGGCGACGGCCCCAUCAUGCUGAAAGAGGUGGAGUACCGCACCACCACUGGAAACUGGGCCGAGACGCACAUCGUGGAUGCGCCAACCUACAAGCUCUGGCAUUUGGACCCGGAUGUGGAGUAUGAGAUUAAGGUUCUUCUGACCCGACCUGGGGAGGGUGGCACUGGACCACCGGGACCACCCCUCAUCACUCGGACCAAAUGUGCUGAUCCAGUCAACAGUCCCCAGAACGUGAACGUGGUGGACAUCCGCGCCCGUCAGCUGACCCUGCAGUGGGAGACUUUCGGAUACGCCGUGACACGCUGCCACAGCUUCAACCUGACCGUACAGUACCAGUAUGUGUUCAACCAGCAGGAGUUUGCUGCUGAGGAGCUGAUUCCCACCUCCUCUCAUUACACUCUGAGGGGACUCAGGCCUUUCGUGACGGUCAGACUACGGCUGGUGCUGGCCAACGCUGAGGGCAGCAAGGAGAGUGAGGAGAUCGUCAAACAGACGGAGGAAGAUGUUCCUGGCCCCAUUCCUAUGGAGUCCAUUCAGACAGGCCCAUACGAGGAGAAGAUCUUCAUGCAAUGGAAGGCUCCGAAUGAAACUAAUGGAGUCAUUACACUCUAUGAGAUCACCUAUAAGGCUCUUGGCUCCCUGGACCCCAGUGCAGAUUUGACAACACAACGUGGCCGUGUCUUCAAACUCCAAAAUGAGACCCAUCAUCUCUUCGUAGGAUUGUAUCCUGGCACCACAUACUACUUUACUCUGAAAGCCAGUACAAAUAAAGGCUUCGGCCCCCCUGUGACCAGCCGUAUUGCCACCAAAAUCGCAGCUCCAUCCAUGCCUGAAUACGAGACCGACGCUCCUCUCAACGAGACAGACACGACAAUCACUGUCCUCUUAAAACCUGCCCAAUCACGAGGGGCCCCUGUCAGUGCUUAUCAAGUGGUGGUUCAAGAGGAACGGAAGCAGAAAGUUCGCAGAGCCACUGAUGUGUUGGAGUGUUUCUCCGUUCCUGUUAGUUUCAGAAAUGCCUCCAUCUUGAAUUCACCUCACUAUUUUGCGGCCGAACUCCCCCCUGUUAGCCUUGCUGUAGUACAGCCCUUUACUAUAGGAGACAACAAGACUUAUAAUGGCUACUGGAACGCACCGCUGUCACCAGCCAAAAGCUACAGCAUUUACUUUCAGGCCCUGAGCAAAGCCAAUGGGGAAACCAAAAUCAACUGUGUGCGACUGGCUACCAAAGGUGCAUCUACCCAGAAUGCCAAUGACAUAGAGCCUGAAAAACAGGUGGACAGCACUGUAAAGAUGGCAGGCGUCAUUGCGGGAAUCCUCAUGUUUGUCAUCAUUCUCCUGGGCGUUCUCCUCACCUUCAAACGCAGAAGAAAUGCGUAUUCCUACUCUUAUUACCUGAAACUAGCUAAAAAACAGAAGGAGACAGCCAGCAGCAGCACGCAGAGAGAGAUGGGACCCGUAGGCACAGCGGAUAAAAGCACAGGAAAAGUCAGCACCUUACACAAGGACGAUCCGUUCUCCACCAGCAACCAGGACCUCAACGGAUUCUAUGGCAGCCACAGUGAGAUGUCCCAGCCCUCAAUGACCAUCCAGACGUAUCCAUAUGGAGGCUGUGAGUCAGUGGAAAUGUCCUACCAGGCCGGCCAGUUCCAACCGGCCAUCAGAGUGGCAGACUUGCUCCAGCACAUCACUCAGAUGAAGUGUGGGCAGGGUUACGGCUUUAAAGAGGAGUACGAGUUUGACCCCACAGACGAUCACACUCGUGUCCGGCUGCAACUGCUGGAGGGAGACCCCCACUCUGACUACAUAAACGCCAACUACAUAGAUGGCUACCACAGACCAAGGCACUACAUAGCCACACAAGGCCCCAUGCAGGAAACCGUGAGGGAUUUCUGGAGGAUGAUUUGGCAAGAGAAUUCUGCCAGUAUCGUCAUGGUAACCAACCUGGUGGAAGUGGGCAGGGUGAAAUGCGUCCGGUAUUGGCCUGAUGAGACCGAGGUGUACGGCGACAUCAAAGUGACGCUGAUUGAAACGGAGCCUCUUGCAGAAUACGUGAUCAGGACUUUUACUGUUCAGAAGAAGGGUCACCAUGAGAUUCGGGAAAUCCGGCAGUUCCAUUUCACCAGCUGGCCCGAUCACGGCGUUCCCUGCUACGCCACAGGCCUGCUGGGCUUCAUCCGCCAGGUCAAGUUCCUCAAUCCUCCAGACGCAGGACCCAUCGUGGUACACUGCAGUGCUGGUGCUGGAAGAACAGGCUGUUUCAUUGCAGUGGACAUUAUGUUGGACAUGGCAGAGAGUGAAGGUGUGGUGGACAUCUUUAACUGCAUCAGAGAGCUGCGCUCGCAGAGAGUCAACAUGGUCCAGACGGAGGAGCAGUAUGUGUUUGUGCAUGAUGCCAUUCUGGAAGCGUGUUUGUGUGGGAACACGGCUAUCCCAGUGUGUGAAUUCAGAGCCAUCUACUACAACAUCAGCAGACUGGACCCUCAGACCAACUCCAGCCAGAUCAAAGAUGAGUUUCAGACUCUGAAUAUAGUGACACCGCGUGUCCGUCCGGAGGACUGCAGCGUAGGUCUGCUCCCGCGUAACCACGAUAAGAACCGCAGCAUGGACGUCCUCGCAGUGGACCGCUGCCUGCCUUUCCUCAUUUCUGUUGACGGCGAGUCCAGCAAUUACAUCAAUGCAGCACUGAUGGAUAGCCACAAACAGCCGGCGGCUUUCAUUGUAACGCAGCACCCUCUGCCCAACACCGUGGCCGACUUCUGGAGGCUAGUGUUUGACUACAACUGCUCCACUAUUGUGAUGCUGAAUGAAAUGGAUGCUGCACAGCUCUGCAUGCAGUACUGGCCAGAGAAAGGCUCCUGCUGCUACGGCCCCAUUCAGGUUGAAUUCAUCUCCGCUGACAUUGACGAGGACAUUAUCAAUCGCAUUUUUAGGAUCUGCAACAUGGCACGGCUUCAAGACGGCUACCGGCUGGUCCAGCAUUUCCAAUAUAUUGGUUGGCCGGCGUACAGAGACACGCCGCUGUCCAAACGCUCCAUUCUGCAGCUGGUCAGACGGCUGGCUAAGUGGCAGGAGCAGUAUGACGGAGGAGACGGACGCACGGUGGUCCACUGUCUGACUGGUGGAGGACGCAGCGGGACGUUUUGUGCCAUCUGUAGCAUCUGUGAGAUGAUCCAGCAGCAGAACAUCGUGGACGUGUUCCACACAGUAAAGACGCUGAGGAACAACAAAGCCAACAUGGUGGAGACAAUGGAGCAGUACAAAUUCUGUUAUGAGGUGGCUCUGGAGAGCUUGAAUGCCUUCUGAACGUUCGAGAGGUGAAAAAGGGAGAAAAACAAGCAAAGCAAUCUUCUCUGCUUCCUCAGAAUGACAUCUCAUCUCAUCACAGACUCAUCGUGCAGUCGUUCCUCUGAGCUUCUGUGAACAGGAUACUAAAGUUCAACCCUUCGCUGUAAAAUACUGUAUAAAUGAAACAAAACGUUAUUUGCCAUUUCUUUCUUCUUCUGUCAAUGUCCAGCAUCAGAGCGUGUAUCCUGGACCGUGAAGUGAUCUUGUACAGUCCUAUUCCUUUUUAGCUAUACGCCUUGAAUGUUCCCCUUCAAUGUAAAGAACAACGGUUAAAAAAAAGCUUCUUUCUACAUGCCAGCUGGGAAUAACCAAAUAGACUUUCCCUGCGCUCUGUACAGAUUUAAAGAAAAUC